AUGUUUGUGUGUACAUUGGCUUGUAUGCUUGCAAACGGCAGAGGCUUUGGCCUGGUCAGGAUACAACAAACUCCGGCCAACGGAGUACACGGCACGCAAGACGACAAUUUAUUUGUCAGGACAGCCCGCGUCUGUAGUGGAGAUGGCGGAUGCUGGAGAAUGAACUGUCUACAACAUGUUGCCCAAAUCGGGUCUGGCCGACGUGAAGGCCAACAGUACGGAGGCAGGGAGAUGUUGGCCAGUCGACCGGAAGCGUAA
Molecule: messenger RNA, 258 nt
Organism: Protopolystoma xenopodis
Lineage: Eukaryota; Metazoa; Platyhelminthes; Monogenea; Polystomatidea; Polystomatidae
Source: the annotation of a GenBank genome assembly